Triplophysa dalaica is the source of this 3044-nucleotide messenger RNA. RefSeq names its product serrate RNA effector molecule homolog (Arabidopsis) (gene srrt). Gene Ontology annotation, cellular component: nuclear body. Bases 165 to 2855 code for a protein of 896 amino acids. The transcript is spliced from 20 exons. Gene Ontology annotation, biological process: primary miRNA processing; mRNA processing. NCBI's taxonomy places the organism in Eukaryota, Metazoa, Chordata, Actinopteri, Cypriniformes, Nemacheilidae. The record is from RefSeq and is a predicted model, not a curated record.
ACUUCCGCUCUGCCUUGCUCUUGUUCCGUAUAUGGCUGCUCUUUCCGCUCUGCCGCUGUUCUGUUGUUCGGGAUGGUCGCUAUUUGGCGGGAGCUCACCGGAUUAAAACCUCUUUAAACCUAGUAACUACAGAUUUUUUCCAUACUAGACAUCAUUUGAACACCAUGGCUGACAGUGAUGAUGAGUACGACCGCCGGCGCAGAGACAAGUUUCGCCGAGAGAGGAGUGACUAUGACCGGUCCAGAGAGAGAGAGGACAGAAGGAGAGAUGACUGGAAUGACCGGCGGCCCUCGGCAAGAGAGUGGGACCGGGGCCGUGAGCGCCGCAGCCGUGGCGAGUACCGCGAUUAUGAGAGAGGAAGACGGGAGAGAUUUUCCCCUCCGCGUCAUGACAUGAGCCCUCAGCAGAAACGUAUGAGGAGAGACUGGGAUGACCAUGGAGGUGACCCUUACCAUGGGGGCUAUGACCUGGGUUACGGAGGUGGAGGUGGACCCAGCUAUGCCCCCCCUCAGCCGUGGGGUCAUCCUGACAUGCAUCUAAUGCAGCCCCAUCAUGGAAUCCCUAUACAGGCCAGACUGGGAAACAUCCAUGAUAUGGAUCUUGGUCCACUUCCUCCUGUGAUGAAGACCUUUAAGGAGUUCCUGCUUUCUCUGGAUGACUCUGUGGAUGAGACGGAGUCGGUCAAACGCUACAACGAGUACAAGAUUGAUUUUAGGCGUCAGCAGAUGCAGGAUUUCUUCCUAGCCCAUAAAGAUGAAGAGUGGUUUCGUUCCAAGUACCACCCGGAUGAAGCCAGCAGGCGUAAAGCAGAAGCACACAGCGCUCUGCAGAACAGGCUUAAUGUCUACAUGUUUCUGAUAGACAACGGCUGGUUUGAUUCCAUCUCUCUGGACAUAGAACGCGCUCAACCAAUCACCAAGAUUUUAGAUGCCGCCGUGAUAAAGAUGGAAGGAGGAGGUGAAAACGAUCUGCGCAUCCUCGAUCAGCCAAAUGAGGAAGAGGAGGAUAGAGAGAGGCUGUCGUCAGGUGGGGCUGGGUCUGAACCUCCCAGACGAGACGAGUCCAAACCAACAGAUGUCGAACGCAAACCUUCGACUGAAAAAGAAAAGGAGGGAGAGGGAAAUGAGGUGGUAGAGAAAGACGCAGGUGCUUCUGCAGCAGGCAGUGAAGGAGAGGAGAAAUCUGAACCAGAACCAGCCGCUCAACCCAUCCCAGAACCUAAGAAGACGGGUAAGAAGAGAAAGAGGAAGCACAGCGGAGACAGUGAAGAUGAAGCCAGCGCAUCAGAAAGCGAAUCUGAUUCGGACUCUGACUCAAACUCGCACUGCUCUGAGAAACCCCCAGAGAGAGAAGGAGAGCCUGAUGAGGUAGAGGAGAAAGAAGAAGAAGAGGAGGAAGAGGGUGAAGCUGCUGAUGCGAAGGAGCAGGUGGACGAGAAGCCGAAGGAAAGAGAGAAAGAAAAAGAGAAGAAGCCCAAAGAUGAUCAGCCUCUGAGACCUCGGCCUCUUCACAGGACGUGCUCCCUCUUCAUGAGAAGCAUAGCUCCUACUAUAUCAAAAGCAGAGAUUGUUGCUCUUUGUCGACGCUAUCCGGGAUUUAUGCGUGUGUGUUUGUCAGAACCGCAGCCAGAGCGCAGGUUUUUUAGACGUUGCUGGGUGACAUUUGAUAGAGGCGUAAACAUCAAAGAGAUCUGCUGGAACCUGCAGAAUAUUCGUCUGCGGGACUGUGAGUUAGCUCCCGGAGUCAAUCGGGACUUGGCACGCCGCGUACGAAACGUCAACGGGAUCACUCAGCACAAGCAGGUGCUCCGAAAUGACAUCAAACUGGCUGCCAAAUUGAUCCAUGCUCUGGACGACAGAGAAAAGCUCUGGAAUCAAAAACCUCGAGGAGAGACACCCACUCUGGAGCUUCCUGCUCAAAAUCCCAUUCUGAAGAACAUCACUGAUUACCUCAUUGAGGAAGUGAGUGCAGAAGAGGAGGAGCUCCUGGGGAAUGUUGGUGGAGUUGAUUCAGAAGAGGGAACUAAAGAGGGAAAUUCCACGGAGAUUACUGUGGAAAGAGAUGACAAACUUGUCAAGGUUCUGGAUCGUCUGCUCUUCUACCUGCGUAUUGUACACUCUAUUGAUUAUUACAAUUCCUGUGAGUACCCGAGCGAGGACGAGAUGCCGAACCGCUGCGGCAUCAUCCACGUGCGUGGACCUAUCCCUCCGAACCGCAUAUCCCAUAGAGAGGUUGGGGACUGGCAGAAGACAUUUGAAGAAAAACUGUCAUCUCUGUUCAGUGUAAAGGAAACCUUGUCUGAGGAUGAAGCUGCAAAAAUGGGCCGUAAGGACCCAGAACAGGAAGUGGAGAAGUUUGUGUUGGCCAACACGCAGGAGUUGGGCAAGGAUAAGUGGCUUUGUCCACUUAGUGGAAAAAAAUUCAAGGGCCCAGAGUUUGUGAGAAAGCACAUUCUCAACAAACACGGGGAUAAGAUUGAGGAAGUGAAAAAAGAGGUUGUGUUUUUCAACAACUUUCUAAUGGACGCAAAAAGACCCUCGAUCCCAGAGAUGAAGCCUCCCCUCCCUCCUGGACCUGGCCAGGGAGUGCUUUCACCUGGAGCACUUCCAUUUCCACCGCAGGGUCCUCAAGGCCUUAUGGGUUUUGGCCAGCCCCGACCUCCAGUGAUGGGUUACGGAGGUGGUCCACCUUACCCCCCCAACCAGUAUGGAGGUGGUAGAGGUAACUAUGACAACUUUCGUGGACAAGGCGGCUACCCUGGGAAACCAAGAAACAACCGAAUGAUGCGUGGAGAUCCUCGCAAUAUCAUAGAGUAUCGUGAUCUAGACGCUCCAGAUGAUGUGGACUUCUUUUAGAGUUCCUUUUUAUUCUCUGCAUUUUAAUCUUUUUUUAUGAUUAUCUCAGCAUUUCCUUGUAAUGUUAUGUGCAUUCAUUCCAGGAAUUCGCUAUCUCUGUCCUGUGUGUUGUAUAACUGCGUACACUGUUACAGAGUCACCUUGUUGUACUUUUUUUUUGCUUCGAAUAAAAUUUUAAUUUGGAUGUCA